Prunus dulcis (almond) is the source of this 789-nucleotide messenger RNA. RefSeq lists its product as uncharacterized. The transcript is spliced from 2 exons. Gene Ontology annotation, molecular function: UDP-arabinopyranose mutase activity. Gene Ontology annotation, biological process: plant-type cell wall biogenesis; UDP-L-arabinose metabolic process. The record is from RefSeq and is a predicted model, not a curated record. Gene Ontology annotation, cellular component: cytosol; Golgi apparatus. Bases 1 to 789 code for a protein of 262 amino acids. Lineage: Eukaryota; Viridiplantae; Streptophyta; Magnoliopsida; Rosales; Rosaceae.
AUGAAUUCGAAACACUUCACUACAGUCGGAGGAAAGAGAAGGAAGCAUGUCCAUUUGGAUAUGCCCGAAGCCUUCAUCCCGGAGUCCGCUUGGUUUCAAGUGAUGUUAUACGUGGCAACCCAAUCAUCGGAAGAUCUCUUCCGUAUGGCAUCUGUGUGCCCAUUGUUCCAAACUUUGGCAAACAGUCCACAAGUGGGGAACACCAUUUCAAUGGCAAAGUACCCAUACCAUCCUAUCUGGUACCGUGCCAGACCUGCGGUCCAGCAUUUCUUGGAACAAUGCAGGGCUUGCGAUAACCCUGAGUCCAUAUUUAGAGAAGCAUUCGAUAUUUUUUUCAGGCACGGUAAGGUGGAAGCGUUGUAUGGGAUGCGCAUUGCAGCCACGGCAGGCCAUAUGGAAGCGGCUUAUGUAGUUGGACUACUUGGUAUGUCCGGAAUUGGUCAGUCAAAAGAGGAUGCAUUACAAUUCUUGUGUUCUUUGAAUCAACGUAACAACAUUGAUAUGAAAGGAACCAGGGAUGCUUUGACACGAAGAUUAAACACAGCAUGUGUUGCAAAACAUAUCGUAGAUAUGUUUGACUAUGGGAAGAUUAAGUUUAAUCGCUGCAGCGCUUGUAACAACAAUGAAUGGUUAGUUGAUGUAGUUCAGACCAUACCUGGGGGAACUCUAUUUCCUAUGUGUGGUAUGAACUUGGCAUUCAACCGUGAACUGAUUGGACCAGCAAUGUACUUUGGACUCAUGGGUAUUGGUGAGCCAAUUGGAAGAUAUGGUGAUAUGUGGGCUGGCUAG